UUCUUUUCCUUGGAUUUGUUCCUUAGCUAAGAAGAUUUGGUGCUGCUUUUGGUUCGGUACAUUACCCCAUUCCACAAGAAAGGGACGAGUGCUGCUCGGUAUAUGUACCUGCGCUGCCGUCUCCCACGAGGGAAGACUGGUUCGAGGGGGGUCGUCUCCUACCGCAGUCUCGGCUGAGAGGAAGGAAGCGACUUCCUUUUCUUGGGACUUCAUUGAUUGAAGCUUCUGUGAGGAGAGUCUUGUGGCGUCCCAUGGUGGCCUUCAAGGAAGACAGGAACAGAUCAUUCCAUGGCUGAAGUGUGAGAGUGCCAGAUAUUGACAGUAGAGGUUGCUGAGAUGGGCUUGAGAAUGUUUUACCACUCUGCAAUCUGCCUAUGUUCAUUAGCUGCUGUCCUGGGCUGUUGCCUAGGAGAAGUCCCAGUUCAAAUCACCAUCGGGAAGGAGGAUCUCACUAAAAUUGGAACAGAUGAAAGAAUUUUGAUUGGCGACGUGAACAUCUCUGAACCUGUAAGCGCUUUGUCAGCAAGGACACAGAGAGUUGAUCCUUUGAAUAGCUUGAAGAAGUACAAAGGUGGCUACAACAUCACAAACACACAUUACUGGAGUUCUACAAUAUAUACAGGAAGAUAUGGAUAUAUCAUCGGUGCAAUAUGGAUUAUUGGCGGCCUUGUUUAUGCCAGCAUUCUUCUUAUCACAAGGACUCAUUUUGUCAACAAGGAACCCAAGCACAAGAAGCGAUUCCCUUUUUCUGAUAAAUACUGUGUUUGGCCAAUUUUAAUUGGGAUCAUUUUAGCAUUCCUAGCCAUGGUACCAUCUGGAAUAGUGCUUGGUGGUAGUGCUAAAUUCUGUUCAAGAGCCAAAGCAAUCAAGAACAUCAUUAUGGAAACAUCAGAAGAGGCAGCCCAAACGAUAUACAAUGUGACAGGAGCUGUGGAGGCCAUGGGAAGGAUCACAGAAUUCUAUGGUGGUUUUAAAGGGUCCAGCUAUCUGAAUUCCACAUCACAAAAGCUUAUCAAAAAAGCUUCUAACAUACAGAGAAAGGCUGAGACAAGCAUGCUCUCGCUCAACAAGGGUAUCAAAAUAUUGGAGGCGGUGACCAUUACCAGUGUCGUGCUAAAUAUUGUUGCUGUUCUUGCAGUUCUGGUUUUUUCUUUUUUCGGUGUUGCAGCAUUAAGGCAUCCAAGGCUAUACAAAAUAUUUUAUCUGUUUAUCAUCCUUUGCUGGUUAUUCACAUUCCUUUUCUGGAUAUACUUUGGGCUAUAUUUCUUUCUUUAUGAGUUCUCUGGUGAUUCCUGUGUGGCUCUUGCUGAAUAUACGCUAAAUCCUCGAAACAGCAACUUAAGCUCAAUCAUGCCUUGCAGUGAGCAAUUUUCUGCCAAUGCGAUGCUACACGAUAUCCGAGCAGGAAUCCAUAAUACAAUUGACCAGGUGAACAAAAGAAUAUCGGCUGCAAAGUCACUGCCUCUUCCAGAUCUGGAGUUUGUCUGCAAUCCUUUUUCAGAAUCACCUGACUACUCUUAUGAGCCAAAAAAUUGUUCUUCCAAUACAAUUAAAAUCGGAGAUGUUCCUCAGAUUUUGAAGAAAUAUACCUGCAUGGCCAAUGAUCGCGGAGUUUGCAGAGGAGGAGAAUUUAUAUCAGCCAGUGACUUCAUGAAAGUGCAAGUUUACACAAGUUCCAUGCAGAACAUACUCGAUGGCUAUCCUGGUAUAGAACGGCUAGCGAAUUGCCAAUUGGUGAAAGAUGCCUCUAAGAUCCUCCUGAAAGAAUGCAAGCAAUUGAAGAAUUACGCCUACUUGACGUGGGCAGGGUCGGUGGUUCUAUCCAUUUUCAUGGUCUUUUUUGUUCCGACGUUGAUUGUAGAAGCUCAUCAACAACACAAGCGCCAUACUUCUCACUGGUCUGUCGUAAAACCUCAACCAGGGUUGGAAGGCAGUCAAGUGGACAUGAUAGAAAUGGCUUCCAUAGAAGUUUGAUUGGAACCGCAGCAAGUCUCUGAAACUUAUAGUACAGACAGAAAGAAUUUAGGAGAUAAAGGAUGAGGGACCAACAUGGUUCAUAGCGAUGAGAGCUUCUUACACUUUCAGAAUAAAGAAGGAUGGGGCUGAGACAGAGAUCCAAAGGGGAUUGUCCACCCAAAAUAAAGUUUCUUUUCUUUCCUGUUCUUCUAAUGGUUCGGAAAAUCCAUCCCUGAUACACUGUAAAAUGUUCUCCUUCUUCUAGA
Molecule: messenger RNA, 2222 nt
Organism: Musa acuminata subsp. malaccensis (wild Malaysian banana)
Lineage: Eukaryota; Viridiplantae; Streptophyta; Magnoliopsida; Zingiberales; Musaceae
Source: RefSeq, a predicted model, not a curated record